CCCACUUCAAACAGACAACACUUUCAUAGUCGUGCGACUGUUUUUGUCAAUCGUUGUGGGCGACGGUCUUCUUUAGACACACUGUCAAGAAGCAUUGCGGACACCUGCGGUGCAGUAUUACAUGCAUGACCCUCAGUGACCUAUAAUGACCUCUGACAUCUAGCGCGCGAAUUCAAAAUGGCGGGAGAACAGCUUCUCCUCGUCAUGUUGCAACAAAUUAUGGUUUUUAUGUUUGCAACAACCCUUGCGCUACGGAAUAGGCGCCGAAUUCGUGUCCAGCAAAGACGGAGGAUGAGGCGUAUGUACAGGGAAGGACAAUACAUGGGUCUGAACCCGGCGUUCGUGGCCGCCGCCCUAGUUCUACUGCAAACCAGGCAUGUGGAUCGACACAUUGGUGCGUACCCGAGAAGCAGCGAGUGGUGGCAGGCCAUCGCAAUCGAAACGUUUGAUGACGCUCAGUGGUAUAAGAGGUUUCGUAUGAGGAGAAAUACAUUUGCGUUAAUACUCAAUGAUGUCAACGAUGUGCUACGUCGCACGGACACACACAUGCGUACGGCGAUAACCGCCGAGAAGCGACUGGCCAUCGGCGUUUACUGGCUUGCUUCCGGUGAUCUUAUGAGGACAGUAGGCGAUCUUUUUGGAGUUAGCGAAGGGUCCGUUAGUAACAUUGUCUACGAAGUUUGCAAUGCCAUAGUUGACAACUUGGGCCGUUACCUAUCAUUUCCUCGAGGACAAAGAUUGAGGGAAACGAUACAGGGUUAUGAACAGGAGUGGCAGUUUCCCCAAUGCGGUGGCGCGGUGGACGGGUCGCAUAUCCACAUCAAAUGCCCGUCGUCCGACGAGCGCACCGAUUUCUACAAUAGGAAGGGCUGGUACAGCAUGGUGCUGCAAGGAAUUGUGGAUUUUGCAUACAGGUAUGUUUUGCACCUCUGGGGGUAACAUGUCUUCAAACUUGUGUUACCAACAUUUACUGCUUGAUUACCAAUAUUUAAGUAGACUAUGAUUAAAGAAAUAAUGUUAUCAUUAUUAUCAAUUUAUUGUGAGAUUAGUCCUUUUGUUACCCUCACUACAACACUGUCAACAAUUUUUACAUAAACUUUCGGAGAAUGGUAUCCUCAGCGUCUUGUGGAAAUGAUAAUCUUUUCAAAAACUUACCUGAAUAGUCCCUCCACUCAGCAUUGUAUCUGGUGUUGUCAGGUCAUCUUGAACUUAUACGUAUGUCCUCUUAACUUCUUGUUUUAGAUAUUGAAUUGUAUUAAUCAAGAAAUAUACUUUUAGGUUCAUCGAUGUAUACACGGGAUGGCCUGGAAGCGUCCACGAUGCACGUGUUCUCAGCUACUCUCCGAUAUUCGAACGGGCAGAAGAACUAGAAGCAAAUGGACGUUCAUUGUUCCCCCAGGUAUGACAAAUUUAAACAUAUCAGUCAAAGGAAUAAAUAAUGAAUGCAAUUUGGGGGAUAAUUCUAACAUUAUGGUCCAAUCCUUUUAACUGAUUUAUUAGUCCGUUCAAAAGGUACCGAGUGCUACAAAUGAAGUGGCAUAAUAAACAUAAAUACAUGUUGCAUUUGCAAUGAUAUUCCCUUUUUUUUUACAGGAGUUCGCCCGCCAGAUCCAAGGCGUGCAAGUACCAGUGGUGCUGUUAGGCGAUGCUGCUUAUCCCCAUUUGCCUUGGCUGAUGAAGCCAUAUCCAGACAACGGCCAUCUAAGUGAGGAAAAGUUGCACUUCAACUACCGACUGAGCCGGGCGAGAAUGACAGUUGAGUGCGCCUUUGGCAGGCUCAAAGGCAGAUGGCGAUGUCUGUCACAGCAACUCAACAUUGACGUUGAGCGUGUCCCAACGGUUGUGACAGCCUGUUGUAUACUGCACAACAUAUGCGAGGAGCAUGGAGAAUACUACGAUAGGCGGUGGGAUGUUCCUCCUCAUGCUGCCUAUGGCCAGCGGGCACCAGCACAACAGGUGGCACCCAAUGCAGCACGGGACGCCUUGGCCAGGCUGUUCACCGAGCAGCGAGCAUAGGACUAGCAGUCCUCAUUUUCUCACCACUUGUAUGAUAUUGUACUGUUAUUACUGUUUUCCUUUUUCUCAUAGCAGAUUGUCAUUGCUUUAUGUAAUAUAUGUAAGGUAUGAUACCUUGGAACUGUACCAGUCAGUCUUUAAGAUGACAUAAUCUGUUAUUUGUAUGUUUUUUGUAGCAUGGAAUACAUUUCUGUCUUGUAUCAGUUAUACAUAAAGGUACAUCAUAGAAGAACAAAAUACUUCAUGUAAUGUUUUUGAGUUAUGAUAGACUGAAACUGUAUUAAACACUCUGUAAGAUGACAUAAUCUGUAAGGUAUAAAACUUGUUUUUGUAGCAUGGAAUACAUUUCUGUCUUGUAUCAGUGAUACAUAAAGGUACAUCAUAAAUACUAUAUAUAUCAACUGAGAGCAACCUUCUUUAAACAACAGGUACAUGUAUGAGGGUAUAAUUGUACAAUACCAGUUGUAUUAUCAAGCUGACGUGAAUCUGUUGUCACUGUUUAACUUAUUUUUGUAGCAGAUUGUCAAUGCUUUAUGUAUAUUUUUAAGGUACGAUACCCUGGAAGUGUACAAGACACUCUUUAAGAUAACAUAUAAUCUGUAAGGUAUAAAACUUGCAUUAUUUUGUACCAUGGAAUACAUCUUUGUCUUGUAUCAGUUAACAUACAUAAACAUGUACAUCAUAAAUACUGUAUAUACCAACUGGGAGCAACCUUCUUUAACAUGUAUGAUCUGUAGGUUACAAAACUACAAUGGAUAUGUUGGACAUGUGUAGUAUAGUUAUAAGUAUUGCACUCUACUAUAUAGUACAUAUUUGAGUUUCACACUUGUUUUCUUUAGGGUUUAAAAAAUAUAAUUUGUAGAAAAGUUUAAUCUAUGUCAACAUAUAAUAAGCAACAGAUUAAAUAUCCAAACUGGGGGCAACCUUCCUUUAUCAUACUUACAAUCUGUGUGGUAGAAAACUACAAUGGAUAUGUUGGACAUGUGUAGUAUAGUUAUAUGUAUUGCACUGUACUAUAUAGUACAUCUUUGAGUUUCACACUUGUUUUCUUUAGGGUUUAAAAAAUAUAAUUUGUAGAAAAGUUUAAUCUAUGUCAACAUAUAAUAAGCAACAGAUUAAAUAUCCAAACUGGGGGCAACCUUCCUUUAUCAUACUUACAAUCUGUGAGGUAGAAAACUACAAUGGAUAUGUUGGACAUGUGUAGUAUAGUUAUAUGUAUUGCACUGUACUAUAUAGUACAUCUUUGAGUUUCACACUUGUUUUCUUUAGGGUUUAAAAAAUAUAAUUUGUAGAAAAGUUUAAUCUAUGUCAACAUAUAAUAAGCAACAGAUUAAAUAUCCAAACUGGGGGCAACCUUCCUUUAUCAUACUUACAAUCUGUGUGGUAGAAAACUACAAUGGAUAUGUUGGACAUGUGUAGUAUAGUUAUAUGUAUUGCACUGUACUAUAUAGUACAUCUUUGAGUUUCACACUUGUUUUCUUUAGGGUUUAAAAAAUAUAGUUUGUAGAAAAGUUUAAUCUAUGUCAACAUAUAAUAAGCAAUAGAUUAAAUAUCCAAACUGGGGGCAACUUUCUUUGUCAUACUUACAACCUGUGAGGUAGAAGAUUGAAAUGGAUAUGUUACACAUCCUUAUCACUGUACUAUGUAGUUCUAGUGUUACACUUGUCUACUUCUUUUAAUGAAAGUUAAUAAAAAAAGAAACACGUCCCAACGGGGAACAACAAACAAAAUAUAUAUGUAACUAAUAACAAACUACAGAUCAAGGUAGCUAGUCACCUCAGGGUUAUGGCUGACAACUUCCUCAUUUUCUGGGGGACCCCUGGAAGGGAGGGUGCUCAGGUAUGCCCCCAGGGGCCUGCUAAAAGGGGAGCCGCAGCAUGUUAAUAAAAAAAGCAACAUGUCCCAACGGGGAACAACAAUCAAUAUGUAAACAAGUACAAAAACACCAGUACUACAGAUCACCUACAGAUCAAGGUAGGUACGCACAUCAGGUACAGUGCUGACACCUUCAUCAUUUUC
This is a messenger RNA of Branchiostoma floridae (Florida lancelet), 4035 nucleotides long. Its product is annotated as protein ANTAGONIST OF LIKE HETEROCHROMATIN PROTEIN 1-like. Lineage: Eukaryota; Metazoa; Chordata; Leptocardii; Amphioxiformes; Branchiostomatidae. The record is from RefSeq and is a predicted model, not a curated record. The transcript has a single exon. Bases 178 to 939 code for a protein of 253 amino acids.